AUGAGUGGUUCAUGCAGUGAAAUCGAUUCGACUGCUUCGCCGGCAGAGGAACAAGCCAGCAGCUCCCAAAACGAUGAGAAUCCUGAGGAGCAGACGCCGGUGAAGACAUUGCUGCAAUGUGUGCUGUCCAAAAAUCAGAAGCUGGAUGCCUUGGCCUCCCGAUGGGUAAAGUUCUAUGAGGAGAGUCCCACAGCUGCUUUGGUUACUCUAAUGCAGUUUUUGCUGGAGGCCAGCGGAAGUCAGUACCAAAUUCCGGGAGACACUACAAGGCCAUUCUCCUAUGGCGAAAUCCUGCAAAGAUCCUCUCUUCAUUUUCGUAAUGUCACUUUGUAUCCCAUUAUUAUGAAGACGGCCGAAUUCUUUGUCCACAGGGUGGCAGGCUUUUUUGAGGCCCUCUUAAAAGCGGCCAAUGAUUUGGCCACUGAUUCAUAUAACACGUUUCUGGCCGAGAUUACGGGCUUUCUAAUGGCCUGCGCUGAGUCCAACGUUCGUCCUUUUCGCCACACAAACACCAUGAUUGGUUUGAAAAUAAUGACCUUUUUGGUGCAACUUAAAUCGGUGAACGAUGAGGAGCUGAAGCAACUAUGGAUGCGGAUGUUCCAGGGCCUGUUUAUGGAAUGCCAUCGCGAUGUGGUGGACAACAUAAGGCUGCUCUGCAUCUCCGAACUUGGAGUGUGGUUCGGCAACUACCCAGAGUGCCACCUGGACGCAAAUAGCCUGCGUUUCCUCUUCGAAGCUUUGGAUGAUAGCUCGAUGGAGGUGAAACUCUGCAGCCUGACUAAAAUUUUAAUCAUCUGCCGUCACGAAGAUCUUCGACCAAUGUGCCUGACAUUGGGCAAUGAAUUUCGGGAGCUAUUACUCAACCUAUGCGGUGAUAAGGAGGAUGAAAUAUCAGAGGAAUCCUUGCGCCUCCUAACCGAAUUACAUCGAUCUUCUAAUGAAAUUCUAAGUGAUGAUGAAUGCGAGGUGCUGGAGGAAUUGAUGUUCACCGCACAUCGAGGAUUGGCGCAGGCUGCGGCGGAGCUUUUCAUUCAGCGUAGAAGGGAACAAAUGGAAGGAGCAUCAUUUCCCCAAAAAAUGCGACAUCUCCUCCAGUUUUUCAUUGAAAAGUGUCAGCAAGAACAUGCUGCCUAUCUGGUAGAUUCCUUGUUCAACAAAUGCGAAAUAAUUUGCGACUGGGAGUCGAUGAUUGAAAUGCUAAUGGAGGAUCAGUCGCCAGUUUUAACCGAGGAUGAGAGCUCUGCUUUGAUAGAAAUCCUCUGUAAAGGCGUUGCGCAAGGAAUUACCAGAGAAAUACCACCAGGAAGAUAUACCAAAAAUCUGGAGAUUAGGCCAAGGUUAGAUGUCCAAGACAGGGCCACCAAGUUACUGGCACCCGUGUUGCCGCAACUCCUGCGAAAGUAUGCAAAUCGCUCAGAGGAUUUGGUAAAUCUCCUGCAAAUUCCGCGAUACUUUUUUUCGCAUUACUAUAGCCAUCCGGCUAACUUUGGACAACUUUCGGAACUCAUGGAGCAAAUCGAUGUGCUCAUGUUCCAUCAGACAAACGACCGAGUGCUGAGGACUGGAGCUGGCACUCUAAGGCUUCUCUAUGAAUUGCAGUCAACGCAUCUGCUUAUAGAGACUAUGCUGAAUAGUGCGGUGACCAACUACAAGAUUGCACUGCGCACCUGGCAGGAGAUGUAUGGCGUCUCGCCUUCAUCAUCAUCAUCCUCCUCAUCGGGCUCCUCCAAAUCACCGAGGAGCCGCUCACGCCGUCUGCUUAACACCUUGCGUCUGAUUUCCGCCCUCUACGCUUAUUUUGAUCUCAGCUCCUGGCAGUUGACCGAGUCGGUUUUGUCCAGCUUAAAGCGGGUGACCAGGGAGCGGGAUGCGGCGGCAGCUGGGGGCAGAGAUAGCCUGCCGGCGGAGGCAGUCUCUCUUUACCUGGCCGUUGGCUUCUUCAGUCUGAACUGGGACCUCAUGACCUUCAAGGAGGAGGCCCUAAUCAAUGAGGCGGGCAACAUGGAGGAUUCCUGUGCGGCCCUCAAGAAGCACUUGGAGGACUUUCUGUUCGUCACCUUCGAUCAGGUUGUCAAUGGCAACGAUGUGUCACUUUCAUUUCGUUGCUUUUCCUAUAUCUGUGAUCUGUUUAUGAUAUACGAUCACCAGAUGCUUGACGGUACCAAUGCUUUGUUGCGUUCUGCUGCCUAUGAACCGUCUGUAAAUGAGGUGGAGAUACUGGAGAGCUUUCUUUUGCGACACCUCUUGCUGUUGAGUCCUUCGGAUCUUAUGCAGGAUGCACAUUAUGAUCAGCUCCAGAACAGCCGUCGCAUUCUGGUCAGCUACUGCAAACUGGUGGCUUUCAAUGUGAUCCCAGCCAUGCGAGCCUGUAAGAUUUUCCAGUAUUACGAAAAGUACUACCUUCCAUAUGGUGACAUUAUGAGAUCUUCCAUGGAACAGGCUCUCCGUAUCAAUCCCGUUCACUACGGCAUGACCAUAUUCCACACCUGCUUGCAGCUUUACCAGAAGAUUAUGAACGAUAAUAAUGAUGAUGGUCCCAGGGCUUUCGGUUCUCCAGAGUUCAGCGAACUAAUGAACCUGGCCAAACGAUUGGGCGAGACACUCAUAUCCAAUCGCAUACAGAAUCGCGAAAGUGUGAUCACUCUUCAUAGAGCUGGAAUUAUGUACGUUUUGGAAUCGCUGCCAAACGAACCCACAGCUGCCCCAAAAAAUCUACUCUUCUUGAGUGUCCUUCAGGCUUUUGUGCCGCAGCUUUUGGGGCAGGACAAGAAUGGGAUAUUGGAAUUACUGCAGAAAAUCGAGCAGCCGGAUUUACCUUCGUGCAACCGAGAGGAGUGGCAGCCUUUGGAAGGAUAUCGUUCAGUUUUAGAGAAAGGAACUCAGCCACUUAGAGAGCUUAAUAUUUAA
Drosophila takahashii is the source of this 2907-nucleotide messenger RNA. It is a transcript of the gene SA2, whose product is annotated as Stromalin 2. Lineage: Eukaryota; Metazoa; Arthropoda; Insecta; Diptera; Drosophilidae. The record is from RefSeq and is a predicted model, not a curated record. Gene Ontology annotation, molecular function: chromatin binding. Gene Ontology annotation, cellular component: chromatin; cohesin complex; nucleus. Gene Ontology annotation, biological process: sister chromatid cohesion.